Messenger RNA from Rosa chinensis, 2352 nucleotides. RefSeq names its product AT-rich interactive domain-containing protein 4B. Gene Ontology annotation, biological process: DNA-templated transcription. The transcript is spliced from 8 exons. NCBI's taxonomy places the organism in Eukaryota, Viridiplantae, Streptophyta, Magnoliopsida, Rosales, Rosaceae. Bases 195 to 2015 code for a protein of 606 amino acids. Gene Ontology annotation, molecular function: chromatin binding. The record is from RefSeq and is a predicted model, not a curated record.
AUAGUGGCAAAAUCCGUAGUUCUGAAAAACUAUAGGCCCAUUUACGAACCCCCACCAGAGUCCUAUAUAAACGACACACGACCCACGUCGUUGGCAGGCACCGUUUAAAACCCCAUUUUCCAACUGCGAGAGAGAGAGAGAAAGCUCCGGAGAGAGAGCGAAAAUUCGAAGCGAAACGGUGCGUUUUGGCUGGGAUGGGAAACAGGAGGUUCGCGCAGAUCGCGACGAGCGACGACGAAGAGGACGACUUCGCGCGGCAGAGCCAGCAGUCGUCGGAGGAAGUUCCGGCGUCGACGAGGAAGAGGAAGCUGAAGAGAGUGGCGGAGGAGGAGGAGGAGGAGGAGAGGCGGAGGAGUAGGAAGAAGAAGAAGAAGGGAGAGGAAGAUGCUGAAACGGCGUCGGAGGGAGAAGAGGAGGAGGAAGAGGAGGAGGACGAGGAGGACGAGCUGGAAGCCAAGCCGAUUGGGGAGAUGGUUAAGAUUUCCGGCAAGGGGAGAACUCGGAGGCAACAUUACCAGGCUUUUGAGUAUGAUGGAAACCAAUACGAGCUGGAGGAUCCGGUUCUUCUAACGCCCUCUGAUAGAAGAGAGAAGCCUUAUGUGGCAAUUAUUAAGGAUAUCACUCAGCUCAAAGAUGGGAACAUGGUGGUGUUAGGGCAAUGGUUUUAUCGUCCUGAAGAGGCAGAGAAAAAAGGGGGUGGAAACUGGCAGUCACAAGACACAAGGGAGCUGUUCUAUAGUUUUCAUCGUGAUGAGUGUCCAGCAGAAUCUGUGAUGCAUAAAUGUGUGGUUCAUUUUGUUCCUUUACACAAGCAGCUGCCAAAGCGUAAAGAGCAUCCUGGAUUCAUUGUGCAAAAGGUGUAUGACACCGAUGGGAAGAAGCUUUGGAAGCUAACAGAUAGAGACUAUGAAGAAGAUAAGCAGCAUGAAAUUGACUUACUAGUUCAGAAAACCAUGCGAAGAUUGGUAGAUCUUCCUGAUAUUGAGAUUGGAGAUCCAACUACUAAUCAGGAUGAUCAAUUGAAGAGCAAAAGAAAUUUGAUUAAAAAGAAUAUAGCACCCCUUGAUGUUUCUAGAGUGGAAGAAGCAACAACUAGGCCUGGUAAAAUUCAAAAACCUGAAACACCUGGAAGCUGUAUGACUAAUUCCUCAGAGUACCAUCGUAUUUUAGUUGAGCUCAAUGCAUUAACUGGAGACACACAUCGUGACAAAUGGUUGGAGAAGCUUAUAAAAGAGCUACAGUUCAUAUGCAGUUCUACUGACAGCAUGAACGGAGGUGAUAAAAGAAAAUGUGGUUCUGAUGAAACUGACUGUAAAUCCCCAGAUGUUGCAAAUGGACGUCAGGAUACAAAUCUCAAGGGCGGCAAGCCUUUUCACUGGCCAGAUGAUGCUGUCCGUGCAGCUACUGCUCUGGAGAAGGCCUCACAUGAUUCCCUCUCCUCCGAUUACCAGAAGUAUAACCAAAAAUUGCGGUCAUUGUCCUACAAUCUCUCGAAACAAGUGGUGCUAGCCCGCCGUCUGCUAAGUGGAGAGUUAGAGCCUUCAACUAUACUAAAUAUGUCACCAGAUGAGUUAAAGGAGGGUUUAACAGCUGAGGAGAGAGCAAUGAAGGAGCCUGAUGAGUCAGAGCGUAUGCAGAUGACUGAUGCGCGUUGCACAAGAUGUUCGGAGCUCAAAGUAGGAGUGAGAAACAUCAUUCAAGCAGGACAUGGUGCUCGCUACGAGUUGGAGUGUACUGCCUGUGGUAAUAUGUGGUAUGCCGCUCGAGAUGCAGUUUCUAUGCUUACUAUUGACACACCAAGUUCAAACAAGAAUGUUGGUACUGUUCCAUUGGCCACUGCUAAAUUUGAAGAUGUUGAGAAGAAGCUGGUCAGUCCCCGUGAAUCUGACAAGACAGCAGCUCCCGAAACUAUAAAAAAGACUACUGAAGCAUAUAUGCCCAUCUUAGAGGCACAAAGAUCAUUUGGUAAGUCUAAAAGGGAAGAAAACUCUGAAUCUGCAAAGAAUGCUGAGUAGCAAUGUUGCGGCCUUUAUUGGAUUUAGAAAUUUAGGUGUAUUUAGCUAGGAAAUGUCCCUUGUAGACUUCUGUACAAAGUAGUAUACUCAUGUCCAAGUUAAUCAGUGGUUCUAUCACUGACCCUGCUGUAGCUUUAACCUUAUCAGAGUUGUUACCUCACAUACUAGUACCCCUUCUAUCGUGAGGGUUAGGAUGGAUAGUUUUACCUGCUCCUCAACCCAUAUACCGCAUCUGCGUCGAUUUGCAUGAUGUUAUAGUAUGUAUGGGAAUUUGACAUGUCAUUGGUGAUGCCUCAGCACCCGUUUUCUUUUUAUUGCUUCCACUUUGUUGAUGAAA